Messenger RNA from Arvicola amphibius (Eurasian water vole), 2117 nucleotides. RefSeq names its product poly(A) polymerase alpha-like. Lineage: Eukaryota; Metazoa; Chordata; Mammalia; Rodentia; Cricetidae. The record is from RefSeq and is a predicted model, not a curated record. The transcript has 2 exons. Gene Ontology annotation, cellular component: nucleus. Gene Ontology annotation, molecular function: RNA binding; poly(A) RNA polymerase activity.
GGGGGGGGUGUGACUGGGCGGUGCCGGCGCCAGAGAAGAUGCCUUUUCCAGUUACAACGCAGGGAUCACAACAAACACAGCCACCACAGAGGCACUAUGGCAUUACCUCUCCUAUCAGCUUAGCGGCCCCCAAGGAGACUGACUGCCUGCUAACACAGAAACUCAUCGAGACUCUGAAGCCCUUUGGGGUUUUUGAAGAAGAGGAGGAGGAACUGCAGCGCAGGAUUUUAAUUUGGGGAAAAUUAAAUAACCUGGUGAAAGAAUGGAUAUGAGAAAUCAGCGAAAGUAAGAAUCUUCCACAAUCUGUAACUGAAAAUGUUGGAGGAAAAAAUUUUACGUUUGGAUCUUACAGACUAGGAGUACAUACCAAAGGUGUUGAUAUUGAUGCAUUGUGUGUUGCACCAAGACAUGUUGAUCAGAGUGACUUUUUCACCUCAUUCUAUGAUAAAUUGAAAUUACAAGAAGUAAAAAACUUAAGAGCUGUUGAAGAGGCAUUUGUACCAGUCAUCAAACUCUGUUUUGAUGGAAUAGAGAUUGAUAUUUUGUUUGCAAGAUUAGCACUGCAGACUAUUCCAGAAGAUUUGGACCUAUGAGAUGACAGUCUGCUUAAAAACCUAGAUAUAAGAUGCAUAAGAAGCCUUAAUGGUUGCAGGGUAACCGAUGAAAUUUUACAUCUAGUACCAAACAUUGACAACUUCAGGUUAACUCUGAGAGCCAUCAAACUGUGGGCCAAAUGGCACAACAUCUAUUCCAAUAUAUUAGGUUUCCUUGGUGGUGUUUCCUGGGCUAUGCUAGUAGCAAGAACUUGCCAGCUUUAUCCAAAUGCAAUAGCAUCCACUCUUGUACAUAAAUUUUUCUUGGUAUUUUCUAAAUGGGAAUGGCCAAAUCCAGUGCUAUUGAAACAGCCUGAAGAAUGCAAUCUUAAUUUGCCUGUGUGGGACCCAAGGGUAAACCCCAGUGUUAGGUACCAUCUUAUGCCUAUAAUUACACCAGCAUACCCACAGCAGAACUCCACGUACCAUGUGUCCCUUUCAACACAGAUGGUCAUGGUUGAGGAGUUUAAACAAGGUCUUGCUAUCACAGAUGAAAUUUUUCUGAGUAAGGCAGAGUGGUCCAAACUUUUUGAAGCUCCACACUUCUUUCAGAAGUACAAGCAUUAUAUUGUACUUCUAGCAAGUGCACCCACGGAAAAGCAACGUCUGGAAUGGGUGGGCUUGGUGGAAUAAAAAAUCCUCAACCUGGUUGGAAGCUUGGAGAAGAAUGAGUUUAUUACACUGGCUCAUGUGAACCCCCAGUCAUUUCCAGCCCCCAAAGAAAAUCCUGACAAGGAGGAAUUUCGCACAAUGUGGGUGAUUGGGUUAGUGUUUAAAAAAAAAAAAAAACUGAAAACUCUGAAAAUCUGUGUCGACCUCACCUGUGAUAUUCAGUCUUUCACAGAUACAGUUUAUAGGCAAGCAAUAAACAGCAAGAUGUUUGAGUUGGAUAUGAAGAUUGCAGCAAUGCAUGUGAAAAGAAAACAACUCCAUCAACUGCGGCCUAGUCACGUGCUUCAGAAGAAGAAAAAGCAUUCAACAGAAGGAGUCAAGUUAACAGCUCUGAAUGACAGCAGCCUUGACUUGUCUAUGGACAGUGAUAACAGCAUGUCUGUGCCUUCACCCACUAGUGCUAUGAAGACCAGACCAUUGACCAGUUCUGGCAGCUCUCAGGGCAGAAACAGUCCUGCUCCAGCUGUGACCGCAGCAUCUGUGACCAGCAUCCAGGCUUCUGAGGUUUCUGUGCCACAAACAAAUUCCAGUGAAAGCUCAGGGGGUCCAUCGUGUGAAAGCAUUCCUCAAACUGGCCCCCUUUCCUACUGGCAGCUCAUUGCUGGUAGGAGGAGACAGGCAGAUCCCUGGAGCUUGCUGCUGGCUAGCCGGACUAGUGAAAUAGGUGAGCUGCAGGUUGAGGGAGAGCCUGUCUCAAGAUUUAAGUUGGAGAAUGAUGGAGAAGACACAGAGUGUCUAUUUCUGGCCCCCACAUGCACGCAUAUACUAGAAUGUGCGGACAUGAAUAUGUAUGACACACGCAAUUCAAAUUGUUUUUCACGUAGUGGGAAAAUCCGCCUUAUUCCCUCAUAG